Fusarium keratoplasticum is the source of this 1683-nucleotide messenger RNA. RefSeq lists its product as uncharacterized. The record is from RefSeq and is a predicted model, not a curated record. The transcript has a single exon. NCBI's taxonomy places the organism in Eukaryota, Fungi, Ascomycota, Sordariomycetes, Hypocreales, Nectriaceae. The coding region runs from base 1 to 1683 and encodes 560 amino acids.
AUGCCUCAACCGAGCUUCUUCCAGCGGCUCCAGACUGUCGGCAUUCUUUCUCUGUCCGCCCUCUUCAUCGGUGGCAUCGUCUUGAUCCUCGUCGGAAUUAAUGCCGUUGCCGAUAUUAAAAAGGAUGGAGAAAUCGGAUACUCACGACCUGCGGGUCAGGUUCGCUUCAGCAUCGGCUACGACCUGAGCAUGCAAGUCUGGAUCGCCAUCAUUGGUGUCGCCUUUGGAUUGCUCUCUUUUGGAUUCAGCGAGACGUAUAUCCAUUUCUUUGACUCAUGGUGCAGUCGACAGUCUCAACAGGGCACCGGACUCGACUAUGCCCGAUAUCUCAAUUCGCAGCCACGAGCACCUGUCCGAUACGGCCUCAGAGGAUUCCCAUACUUGCUCACGCUGCGAUAUCUUCUCAUGAUCAUGGGAAUCUUUGCUUCCAUCGCCUACAAAUUCGUCAUUGUCAGCCCCGACGUCUUCAUGUACGAGAGCCUUGACAAGGAAGCCGUCAGGUUCAAAAAGCCUCGUCUAUCUAUGGAGGGUGGUAAUGCUGACGAAACAUUGGACAACGACCUCAAUCCCUGGAUCAGCGACUUUCCGCGAGGCGCAGGGAUCAAUCGAGCGUUUCUACAUCAAUAUGAGACCUAUUUGAAACCACCUCAAAGCAUCAUCAUGACUGGACGGGCGGCUUGUUCCAGCUCGAAAUCCGGUUACAUCUUUUACCCCGAUGACAGUGGAUAUCUCUUGACACGCGAGAUGGUCAUGGUGGCCAAAAUGACGGAGGAAGAGGGUGACUUUUUCAUCACGCAAGACACCAACGGCUGGCAACGAAUCGAGACAUCGACAGAGGACUUGUUUGAUCCGCCGCAAAGGGCUAUUCUGGAAUACAAAGUUGUCGAGCCGGGGAAUCUUCAGGUCCAGUGGGCGCGACGAAACCAUUCCUCCGACACUUUCCGUGAACCCGUGGUGCAGCGUGUAACGUACAAGAUGCACUACGCCGUGGCCCAGGUCGACAGAUAUGUCAGGGGUACAGACUGUUCUCGUCUCACGAGCGUGGACAGCCCCAAUUUCCGCGUCUUGUCUGCGAGCAACGAUAGCAUUGUGGACACGCUCUCGAAAACGAGUUCCGUCAGCAAGGAGGAUCUUGAAAAGUCACUCGACGCAGAGGGUAUUCUGCCAUACUACAGCGCCUGGAUAGAGGCCCUGGUGAAUAGCCCGGAUACAUCACUAGUCAAAAGCGUCAGUGGUAUCGUGCGAGGCGUCAUGUCGUCGUAUCAGUCCUUGCGGCCACGGCAUUGGCAUAUCAACAAGGGCGAGGAACCGUUUGGGUCAGAGGACACAACAGAGAUGGCUAAAGAGUAUCCGCAUGCCCAGUAUCCAUUCUACGUCGGAUGGCGUGCAGAGAAGAACACGGGAUGCUACGUCUUUGCUGCGGCCAUCUUUAUCAUACUCGGCCUAUUUGCUGUCCUGACUGGAGCAUUCCGCAUAUGGCUCGGGCCGCCUACUCUUACAUCCUGGAUGGGACAGCAUGUAUACCUUGCUCAGACCAAUGCAAUGAAUCUAUCAGACAAGUCAGCGGGCUUAGCCACGGGGCACCAGGUUGCUGACCCUGGUAUCGGGAGACUCAGGUUAUCAACAAAAGGCGAGCAGGCAGAAACGGAUGCCAUACUGCAACUCAACGUACUGGCUAGCUGA